AUGAGUAAUAACAAAAAAACCGAAUGGACUAUAAUUGAGACUUUUGAAGAGGAUGACUUUAUUUGCAUUGAUUUUUAUGAAAGAGCAAAAAAAGGGAACAAUACUAGUGAUUAUAAAUUUGGGAAUCCCAAAGUUAAAUAUGAACCGAAUUUUGAUAAAAAAAGGAAUAGCCUCUUAAGUUUAAAGAAUGAAGAAUAUUAUUUAGAUAAUAUUGAAAGGGAUCUUGAUUAUAAUAAGAGGAACGAAAAAAAAUUUAAGGAAUCUCAAAAUAAAUAUGUUGAAAAUCAAAUUAAAAUAAAGGAAGUUGACAAAAAUAUAAAUAAUUUACUUCAAGAUAUUUAUAAACUUAAUCAAUUAAAAGAUAUUGGAAAAGAUCUUUUGGGUAAUAAAAUAAGUUUUGGAUUAUUUGAUGUGGAUUUUAAAACUUUACAAAAUCUUCCUGCUGAUUUUGUGGCUUUUCCUGCGUUCCUUGUUGAAUAUAAUCAUAGAAGUGAUUCAAUUUCAAAUACUAAAGGUGAUUUGAAAUAUUUGGAUUCUUUACCACAAGGAAUUAAAGAUGAUAUUAUUAAGUCAGCAAAUAAGUACAACAUAAAAUACACGAUUGAUCUAUUUAACGAAUAUGAAAAGAUUCAUCGUGCUAAUUAAUUUUUUGAUGGCGAAUAAAACAUAUGUAUAUAUUUUCUUUUUUUUAUAAAAAAUUUAUUUCUCGCAAUGAAUUAUAAUAAUCUAACAAAGUUAAUGGUUUACUGCGUAAUCUCUUUGUGGAUAAGAUCCAUGUGACCAUGCAUAUAAUCUAUUAUAGUUUUUGAUUAAAAUCUCGUUGGGACGAACCAAUCUGUUCCACGUUAUAGUUAAUUUAAGUAGAAGUAGUCGUCUUUGUCUUAUUAUCAACAAAAUUUGCGAAAUCUGUAUGUCAAAAAAAA
Rhizophagus irregularis DAOM 181602=DAOM 197198 is the source of this 923-nucleotide messenger RNA. The record is from RefSeq and is a predicted model, not a curated record. Lineage: Eukaryota; Fungi; Glomeromycota; Glomeromycetes; Glomerales; Glomeraceae.